Messenger RNA from Euleptes europaea (tarantolino), 2967 nucleotides. RefSeq names its product elongation factor Tu GTP binding domain containing 2 (gene EFTUD2). Gene Ontology annotation, molecular function: GTPase activity; U5 snRNA binding; GTP binding. NCBI's taxonomy places the organism in Eukaryota, Metazoa, Chordata, Lepidosauria, Squamata, Sphaerodactylidae. The transcript is spliced from 27 exons. Gene Ontology annotation, biological process: mRNA splicing, via spliceosome. The record is from RefSeq and is a predicted model, not a curated record. Gene Ontology annotation, cellular component: U4/U6 x U5 tri-snRNP complex; cytosol; U2-type catalytic step 2 spliceosome. The coding region runs from base 2 to 2920 and encodes 972 amino acids.
AAUGGAUACAGACCUCUAUGAUGAAUUUGGGAAUUACAUCGGUCCUGAACUUGAUUCUGAUGACGAUGAUGAUGAAAUGGGCCGGGAUUCAAAGGAUCUCGAUGAGCUUGAUGAUGAUGAUGAUGAUGAUGAGAUGGGGGACCAUGAUGAAGAACACCCUGGGAUGGAUGUGGUGUUGCAUGAGGAUAAGAAAUACUAUCCAACCGCUGAGGAGGUCUAUGGGCCAGAGGUGGAGACCAUAGUGCAGGAAGAAGACACACAGCCUUUGACUGAGCCUAUUAUUAAACCAGUGAAGACCAAGAAAUUCUCCCUUAUGGAGCAGACGUUGCCAAUCACGGUAUAUGAGAUGGACUUCCUAGCUGACUUGAUGGACAACUCGGAAUUGAUCCGGAACGUCACGCUUUGUGGCCACUUGCACCACGGCAAGACUUGCUUUGUGGAUUGCCUGAUUGAGCAGACUCAUCCUGAGAUUAGGAAGCGAUACGACCAGGAUCUUUGCUAUACAGAUAUCCUGUUCACUGAACAAGAGAGGGGAGUUGGGAUCAAGAGCACUCCAGUGACCAUUGUUCUUCCCGACACCAAAGGGAAAUCCUUUCUCUUCAAUGUCAUGGACACACCAGGUCACGUAAACUUCUCUGAUGAAGUCACAGCUGGUCUUCGCAUUUCUGACGGCGUGGUGCUUUUUAUUGAUGCUGCUGAGGGGGUCAUGCUCAACACUGAGAGGCUGAUUAAGCAUGCUGUGCAGGAGAGGUUAGCUGUGACCGUGUGCAUCAACAAGAUUGACCGGCUGAUCCUGGAACUGAAGCUGCCCCCGACUGAUGCCUACUACAAGCUACGGCACAUCGUGGAUGAAGUCAACGGCUUGAUCAGCAUGUAUUCCACAGAUGAGAAUCUGAUUCUUUCUCCACUCUUGGGCAACGUCUGUUUCGCCAGCUCCCAGUACAGCAUCUGCUUCACACUGGGCUCUUUUGCCAAGAUCUACGCUGAUAUGUAUGGAGACAUUAAUUACCAGGAGUUUGCGAAGAGGCUUUGGGGGGACAUCUACUUCAACCCCAAGACGAGGAAGUUCACUAAGAAGGCCCCGACCAGCAGUUCCCAGCGCAGCUUUGUGGAGUUCAUUCUUGAGCCUCUGUACAAGAUCCUGGCUCAGGUGGUUGGGGAUGUGGACACCACCCUUCCCAGGACUCUGGACGAACUGGGGAUCCACCUGACCAAGGAGGAGCUUAAGCUCAACAUCCGCCCUCUCCUGAGGCUCGUCUGCAAGAAGUUUUUCGGAGAGUUCACGGGCUUUGUGGAUAUGUGUGUGCAGCACAUCCCCUCCCCAAAAGCAGGUGCCAAGACCAAAAUCGAACACACCUACACAGGAGGAGUCGACUCUGACCUGGGAGAGGCCAUGAGCGAGUGUGAUCCAGAUGGCCCGCUUAUGUGCCACACCACAAAGAUGUACAGCACAGACGACGGGGUCCAGUUCCAUGCGUUUGGCAGGGUGCUGAGCGGGACCAUCCAUGCAGGGCAGCCCGUCAAAGUCCUUGGAGAAAACUACACCCUGGAAGAUGAAGAGGAUUCACAAAUCUGCACCGUGGGACGCCUUUGGAUCUCAGUGGCAAGGUACCACAUAGAGGUCAACAGAGUCCCGGCUGGCAACUGGGUGCUCAUUGAGGGGGUAGACCAACCAAUUGUGAAGACGGCCACCAUCACCGAACCCAGGGGCAAUGAAGAGGCUCAGAUCUUUCGGCCCUUGAAAUUCAACACCACGUCCGUCAUCAAGAUAGCAGUGGAACCUGUAAAUCCUUCUGAGCUCCCCAAGAUGCUGGACGGCCUGCGGAAAGUCAACAAGAGCUACCCCUCUCUCACCACCAAGGUAGAAGAAUCUGGGGAACAUGUGAUCCUGGGCACAGGCGAGCUCUACCUUGACUGCGUGAUGCAUGACCUUCGCAAAAUGUACUCAGAGAUUGACAUCAAGGUUGCUGAUCCUGUGGUAACUUUCUGCGAGACAGUUGUGGAAACCUCUUCCUUGAAGUGUUUUGCUGAGACACCCAAUAAGAAGAACAAGAUCACGAUGAUUGCUGAGCCUCUGGAAAAGGGUCUGGCAGAGGACAUUGAGAAUGAAGUGGUGCAGAUCACAUGGAACAGGAAGAAGCUGGGUGAGUUUUUCCAGACCAAGUAUGACUGGGAUUUGCUGGCUGCCCGCUCCAUCUGGGCUUUUGGGCCAGACGCUACUGGGCCGAACAUCCUGGUGGAUGACACGCUUCCCUCAGAGGUUGACAAAACCCUGUUGGGCUCUGUGAAAGACAGCAUCGUGCAGGGCUUCCAGUGGGGGACCAGGGAAGGGCCUCUCUGCGAUGAGUUGAUCCGCAACGUCAAGUUCAAGAUCCUGGAUGCGGUGAUUGCCCAGGAGCCCUUACAUCGGGGAGGGGGGCAGAUCAUCCCGACAGCCAGGAGGGUGGUAUAUUCCGCCUUCCUCAUGGCCACGCCGCGGUUGAUGGAGCCCUAUUACUUUGUGGAGGUCCAGGCCCCUGCAGACUGUGUGUCUGCAGUGUACACUGUCCUCGCCCGGCGUAGAGGGCACGUGACACAGGAUGCCCCCAUCCCGGGCUCCCCUUUGUACACCAUCAAAGCUUUCAUCCCAGCCAUCGACUCGUUUGGGUUUGAGACAGACCUCCGGACGCACACACAGGGACAAGCCUUCUCUCUCUCUGUCUUCCACCACUGGCAGAUUGUGCCAGGCGAUCCUUUGGACAAGAGCAUUGUGAUCCGACCUCUGGAGCCCCAGCCCGCCCCUCACCUGGCCCGAGAGUUCAUGAUCAAGACCAGGCGCAGGAAGGGGCUGAGCGAAGACGUGAGCAUCAGCAAGUUCUUCGACGACCCCAUGUUGCUGGAGCUGGCCAAGCAGGACGUGGUUCUGAACUACCCCAUGUGAUCAUGCAGGUUCCUUUCCCCCGACCAGCAGCGCUCCCCAGGAAGGAC